Molecule: messenger RNA, 2545 nt
Organism: Xyrauchen texanus (razorback sucker)
Lineage: Eukaryota; Metazoa; Chordata; Actinopteri; Cypriniformes; Catostomidae
Product: tripartite motif-containing protein 16-like
Exons: 7
Coding region: 369-2018 (549 amino acids)
Molecular function (GO): zinc ion binding; protein binding
Source: RefSeq, a predicted model, not a curated record
UUUUGUGGCAAUCAUACAGGAUUUCUUUUUGUAUCUUUAUGUCCAAUCCUUGAAAUUAAUACAUUUAAACGAGCAUAAUUGUGUUUCCUGUCUAAGUAAAAAUAAUAAAAUAAUAAUAAUAUGGCCCAAUGGAGGAUUCUGCUUGAGGAAGACACAUUUGAAAUUGAGCAACUUGCUGUCGGAUACUGAGGUGGAAUAAACGUGCAGGAUUUAAAACGUAAGUUUUACUGGACGAAGAAAUGAUUGCCAUCCCAAUUUAAGAAUGCUAGAGGCAGUUGUGCUGCAGGAUAUAUCGAAUUUCGUGAUGAAUCGCAGAUUAACUUGCGAUAAUCUGUUAAUCUUUUAAACUGAUUGUAAAAAAAAAACAAAUGGCAGAAUCUUCAGAAAGUGAAUAUCAGGAGCAGUUUAGCUGUCCAGUCUGUUUGGAUCCACUGAAGGACCUGGUGGUGAUUUCAUGUGGACACAGUUACUGCAUGAGCUGCAUUACUGACUGCUGGGGCCAAAGGGAUCAGGGCCCACCAUGUUGUCCCCAAUGCAGAGUGAUCUUCAAAAAGAACACAGUUUUAGCUGAGAUGAUGGAGAAGCUGAAGAAGAUAUCCACACAAACUGCUCCCUGUUCUCAAGAGGAAUGUUGUGUGGAGUGUGAUGUUUGCACUAUAGAGAAGAACAGUGCUGUAAAGUCCUGUCUGCAGUGUUUGGCGUCCUUCUGUGAAACUCACCUGCAGAUUCACUAUCAGUCUCCUGCAUUUAUGAAGCACAAACUCAUCAAAGCCUCCACACACCUUCAAGAGAACAUUUGUCUCAGUCAUGGAAGACUUCUGGAUAUUUACUGUCAGGAUGACAGGCAGUGCAUUUGUUACUUGUGCAUGAUUGACAAUCAUAAAGGCCACAAUGUGGUAUCUGUGGAAUCUGAAUGCACUAAGAAAAAGAAGGUUUUAAAGAGAAAAAAGGUGAAAUGUCAAAAGAUGAUCCAGGAGCGGGAGAGAGGUCAACAGGAAAUCGGUGAGGCGGUGAAGUCUUUUAAUAUCUCAGCACAAGAGGCGUUGGAGGACUGUGAGAAGGUCUUCUCUGAGCUCAUCUGCUCUCUUGAGAUAAAACGCUCUGAGAUGAAAGAUUUGAUCAGAUCUCAGGAGAAAAAUGACAUAUAUCAAGCAGAGAACCUUCACAAACAGCUGGACCAGGAGCUGACAGAACUCAAACAAAGAGAUGAGGAGAUACAGAAACUUUUAAUUACAGAUAAUCAGGUCCAUUUUCUGAAGAAUCUUUAUUCCCUGUGUGUUUUACCCACGUUUCAAGACUUGCCCAUCAUCACUCAGCACCCUUAUCUGUCUUUUAAAGACAUUUCAGUUUUAGCCUUCAGAAAGGUUUUGGAGGAUGUUUGUCAAAAGGAAACAGCCAAAAUAUCUCAAGAUGUGUCAUAUGUGGAUGCUGCAGAGUCUCCAGACCCCAAGACUCCAAAUGAAUUUAUGCAGUAUUUCUGUGAGAUUCACGUGGAUCCGAAUACUGCACACAGAAACCUCAAACUGUCUGAAGGGAACAAAAAAGUAUCAGACACAUGUGAAGCCCAGGAGUGUCCUGAUCAUCCAGACCGAUUUGAUAGUGUUCAUAGCAUCCUGUGUAGAGAGGCUUUGCAUGGCCGUUGUUAUUGGGAGGUUGAGUGGAGCGGGAAUGAAUUGGCUAUUGCAGUUUGCUAUAAAGGCAUUGGUCGUAAAGGGAAAGGUAAAGCCUGUAGACUUGGCUUCAACAAAAAUUCCUGGAAGUUGACACGCUCUCUACAGAAAAUAUAUUUCAGACAUGAUACAGAAAAUGUCUGUGUCCCUGCUGUCUGCUCCUCUAGAAUAGGGGUGUAUCUGGAUCACAGGGCAGGAACUCUGUCUUUCUACAGUGUGUCUGACACAAUGACUCUACUGUGCAGAGUCCAGACCACUUUCACUGAACCUCUUUAUCCUGCGUUUGGGUUUGGAGCGGGUUCAUCUAUCACAAUCAUAGAGAAAGGGGGAGUUCAAACAGACCAAUAAUAUAAACAAAUUUUUUUGCUAACUAGUACCAUAAGAAAUGCCUUAUAUAUUCCCUGAUCAAUAUGUACAUAUAUAUAUAUAUAUAUAUAUAUAUAUAUAUAGAUAUGCAUGUUAUUACUGACGCUUUGAUUAAAAGUGUGGAAAUGUAAAGGGGAAAUAAAACUCAAUCAUUUAUUUUAUGUGUCAAAUGUUUAUUAAAUCAAAGUAAAAUUGUACUAGGGAGGCAGUGGUGGCUCAGUGGUUGAGGCUCUGGGUUACUGACCAGAAGGUCAGGGGUUCAAGCCCCAACACCACCAAGACACCACUGUUGGGCCCUUGAGCAAGGCCCUUAACCCUAUCUGCUCCAGGGGCGCUGUAUCAUGGCUGACCCUGCACUCUGAAUGCAGCUUAGCUGGGAUAUGUGAAAAAUAAAUAAUUUCACCAUGUAUAUAUAUAUGCAGAAAUGUAUAAUGUGUGACAAUUGAUCAAUUUAUUUAUUAGUAUGCUUGAAUAAAAGAUGAUUGGGUUUUGAAACCCAAACAGUGCAU